This is a messenger RNA of Cololabis saira (Pacific saury), 2148 nucleotides long. It is a transcript of the gene metap2a, whose product is annotated as methionyl aminopeptidase 2a. Gene Ontology annotation, molecular function: metalloaminopeptidase activity. The record is from RefSeq and is a predicted model, not a curated record. The coding region runs from base 30 to 1448 and encodes 472 amino acids. The transcript is spliced from 11 exons. Lineage: Eukaryota; Metazoa; Chordata; Actinopteri; Beloniformes; Belonidae. Gene Ontology annotation, biological process: proteolysis.
CGCUUCCUUUUCCAGCAACGCCUGCGAUCAUGGCGGACGUUGCAGCGGAGCAGGUAGCGGACCAGAAAGGAGUCAAGGGUCGGGAGCUGAACGGGGAGGUGAACGACAAGCAAGAGGCUGAUCCCGCGGAAGAGACGGCGAAAAAGAAGAAGAAAAAGAAGAAGAAGAACAAGUCUGCAACCACAGCUGCUGAAACGGAGGCAGAUGGAGUCGUCGAAGUUACCAAACAGCUGGAGAAACAGGCGAUAGAGGACAAAGAGAAGGAGGAGGAUGUUGAGGAAGAUGGAGAAAACUCAACAGGGAAAAAGAAGAAGAAGAAAAAGAAGAAGAAAGGACCCAAAACUCAAACUGAUCCCCCAUCUGUGCCAAUCUGUGAGUUGUUCUCAAAUGGAGUAUUCCCCAUCGGACAGGAGUGUGAAUACCCCACCGCUCAGGACGGUCAAAGCGCUGCGUGGCGCACAACCAAUGAGGAGAAGCGGGUUUUGGAUAAAGCCAACGAAGAGAUGUGGUGUGACUUCAGGCAGGCGGCCGAGGCCCACAGACAGGUCCGGCAGCACGUUCGCAGCUUCAUCAAACCCGGCAUGACCAUGAUUGAAAUUUGUGAGCGUCUGGAAGAUUGUUCACGUAAGCUGAUAAAGGAGAACGGGCUGAAUGCUGGCCUGGCCUUCCCCACCGGCUGCUCCCUCAACCAUUGUGCUGCCCACUACACUCCUAACGCCGGAGACACCACUGUCCUGCAGUACGACGACGUCUGCAAGAUCGAUUUUGGCACGCACAUCAACGGGCGUAUCAUUGAUUGUGCCUUCACUGUCACCUUUAACCCAAAGUAUGACAAGCUGCUGGAAGCUGUGAAGGAUGCCACCAAUACUGGGAUCAAAAACGCCGGCAUUGAUGUGCGUCUGUGUGACGUUGGAGAGGCAAUUCAAGAGGUGAUGGAGUCGUAUGAGGUUGAGCUUGAUGGCAAAACAUACCAAGUGAAACCAAUCCGAAACCUUAAUGGUCAUUCGAUUGGUCAGUACAGAAUACAUGCUGGAAAAACUGUGCCCAUCGUUAAAGGAGGAGAAGCAACAAGAAUGGAGGAGGGAGAGGUUUAUGCCAUCGAGACGUUUGGCAGCACUGGUAAAGGUGUGGUCCAUGACGACAUGGAGUGCUCUCACUAUAUGAAAAACUUUGACAUCGGCCACGUUCCCAUCAGGUUGCCAAGAACAAAACACCUACUGAACGUCGUCAACGAGAACUUUGGCACGCUGGCGUUCUGCCGGCGCUGGCUGGACCGGCUGGGUGAGAGCAAAUACCUGAUGGCCCUGAAGAACCUGUGCGAUCUGGGCAUCGUGGACCCCUACCCUCCGCUCUGCGACACCAAGGGCUGCUACACGGCUCAGUUCGAGCACACCAUCCUGCUCAGGCCCACCUGCAAGGAGGUGGUGAGCCGGGGAGACGACUACUGACCACUCCAACCAAACCCCGGCACCACCACCGCCUCAGUUAGACAAACGGCAGGAAGGAGCCUCGGAAACAGGACAUGAUUGACUCAGCAGCUGCGAAGGAUGUCCCCUAUUACUGUAGUCUUACCUUACAAAGCACCACUCAUCUUUUGAGGAAGGAGCAGCCUUCACAGCUAAAGAAAAGCCAACAGAUUUUGGUUGGAGGAAACUGGUCGUUUCUGUCAGUGUCCUUUGGAUCAGGUUGAGUAAAAGAUGCAAGUAUUCAUAGUUAAGCACCUAAUUUGUUAAAGCUGCCCCUGAACUCAGCGCAACGUCAUCUGGUCACGCAGAAAUAUGUGAAUGCCCACCUUAUGAUUUUCAGUUUCUAUGACUCGUCUAUGAACUUUAAGUACUUUGGUUCCCUCAUUGAGGGCAGCGCGGCCAACGAUGGCUUUAAAAAGUGGUCAGGUAGUUCCUGAAACGUUGAGCGACCUAAACUGCAUCGUCAUAAAAACGCCACACACCUGCAGCUGCACGCCUGGCUUCUGUCGCUACCGGAGGGACCCCUGCACCCCGGCCCGCCACUCUUUGUUUCUCUGAUAUUUGUACAAUAUCUCUGAAAUGGCUGCUGCCACUGUUAUGAUCCCGGUUAAAUUGCAUCAUUUGAAAUCUCCCCGAAAAUGUUUUUGUAAGGAAAAAAGACUAUUAAAGUAAUUUUUGCUCA